GGCCUUGGCCUAAGAAGCUUCAGAAAUUAGCACGAAGACCUCGACCCCGGGCGAUUCAGGAGAAAUGGGAAGUCCCCUGUGUGUCUCCAUUUUCUUGCUUUUGAGCAUCUUUAUCCAAUCAAGUGCCCAUGGACAAAGCCUUGAACUAGAGCCGUUUGAAAGGAGCACUCGAGCUGCUAGAAAAAAUGAAACGUUGCAGGAGACGAAGACCCGGUUCCUGCUCUUUGAAGGGGCGACUGAUAGGGGCUGUCAGAUUCAGCUCCACCGCGCAGACACGCUCCAGCAGUGCGGCUUCAACGCCUCCCUGCCGCUGGUGAUGAUCAUCCACGGGUGGUCGGUGGACGGCUUGCUGGAAGACUGGAUCUGGCAGAUGGUGGCCGCGCUGAAGUCCCAGCUGGCCCAGCCAGUGAACGUGGCGCUGGCAGACUGGAUCAGCCUGGCCCAAAACCACUACGCCAUCGCCGUCCGCAACACCCGUCUCGUGGGCCAGGAGGUCGCGGCAAUUCUCCGGUGGCUGGAGGAAUCGGCUCCGUUUUCCCGAAGCAACGUUCAUCUCAUCGGGUACAGCCUGGGCGCGCACGUCUCGGGGUUUGCUGGCAGCUACAUCGGCGGGAAGCACAAGAUUGGGAGAAUUACAGGGUUGGACGCUGCCGGCCCUAUGUUUGAAGGAGCUUCCCCCAACGACCGUCUUUCACCAGAUGACGCCAAUUUUGUGGACGCCAUCCACACCUUCACCCGGGAGCACAUGGGCCUGAGUGUGGGCAUCAAGGAGCCCGUCGCACACUAUGACUUCUACCCCAACGGGGGCUCCUUCCAGCCUGGCUGCCACUUCCUAGAUCUCUACAAGCACAUCACCAAGCACGGCCUAAAUGCCUUCACCCAGACCAUAAAAUGCGCCCACGAGCGGUCGGUGCACCUCUUCAUCGACUCCUUGGAGCACCCCAACCUGCAGAGCACGGCCUACCUGUGCAGCGGCAUGGACAGCUUCAGCCAGGGCCUGUGCCUGGACUGCAAGAAGGGCCGCUGCAACACGCUGGGCUACCACAUCCGCCAGGGCGGGCAGAGCAAGAAGAGCAAGCAGCUCUUCCUGGUGACGCGAGCCCAGGCCCCGUUCAAAGUUUAUCAUUAUCAGUUCAAGAUCCAGUUCCUCAACCAAAUUGAGAAGCCAGUGGAACCAACGUUUACCAUGUCACUCCUGGGAACAGAACUCGAAAUACAGAAAAUCCCCAUCACUCUGGGCGAAGGAAUUACUAGUAACAAAACCUAUUCCUUUCUUAUCACCUUGGAUUCGGAUAUUGGUGAGCUGCUCAAAAUCAAAUUCAAGUGGGAAAACAGCGCCGUGUGGGCCAAUGUCUGGAACACGGUCCAGACCAUCAUCCCGUGGGGCAGAGGGCCCCUCUACUCAGGCCUCGUUCUAAAGAACAUCCGAGUCAAAGCAGGAGAGACCCAGAAAAGAAUGGUAUUUUGCUCAGAAAGCAUGGAAGACCUACAACUUCACCCAACCCAGGAGAAAACCUUUGUGAGAUGUGAUGUAAACUCGAAAAAAAUGAAGCGAAAGAACAGAUGAGUUUUAAUGAAGACCCAGUGUAAAGAAUAAAUGAUCUUAUUCCUUAUCUGGUAUGGUUGACUUAUUUGGAAACCAGUUAUAUAAAAGAAUCUUGCAUAAAGUUUAGACUUAAAGGGAGAGUACAUUUCACUAUUAUAAACUAAGCUUUUAAUAACUGUAUUAUGUAACUUUAUUCAAAUAUUAGGGUACCCAAAUAUUUCCCAAUUUUAUCUCUGAUUAAAUGGUAAUAUAUGCAAAUAAGUACAAAUGUAAAACCUAUUUUAGAUCUCUUGUUCUAAUUUAAAAUGUCUUUUCCAAUUAAGUCAAAUUUUCCAUAAUUCUCUGCUAGUUUAUUCUGAUCAGUUUUUGAACCAUGCUGGAAAAGUACUUCUUUAUUACAUAACUGGUGCUUCAAUAAAGGGAAAUAAUCGCCAA
Myotis brandtii (Brandt's bat) is the source of this 1981-nucleotide messenger RNA. It is a transcript of the gene LIPC, whose product is annotated as lipase, hepatic. The record is from RefSeq and is a predicted model, not a curated record. Gene Ontology annotation, molecular function: apolipoprotein binding; triacylglycerol lipase activity. Lineage: Eukaryota; Metazoa; Chordata; Mammalia; Chiroptera; Vespertilionidae. The transcript has 10 exons. The coding region runs from base 65 to 1567 and encodes 500 amino acids. Gene Ontology annotation, biological process: lipid metabolic process.